GAGCAGCAGGGGCGGACUGACCAUUUGGAAACUCGGUCACUUCCCAAGGGCCCGGGGUCAGUAGGGGGCCCCAUAAGAUGCCCCUGGCACAUUUUUCAUAGGAUUUUUUGGGCAAGGACACAGGGGCCCCAUGAUCCCCUAUUGCCUGGGGGCCCCAUGAGUUGUCAGUCUGCCCCUGAGCUGGAGUGUGAGCAGCCUGAGUACUCCUGCUCACGGUUAUCGUGAAUAAAUUGCACAGGGAGAUGCUGGCCUUGCUACACUCUUUAACUGUAGUAUGUAAUGAAGGUUUUUUUGAGUUUGGGCAAGGACACAGGGGCCCCAUGAUCCCCUAUUGUCCGGGGGCCCCAU
Staurois parvus is the source of this 348-nucleotide messenger RNA. The record is from the annotation of a GenBank genome assembly. Lineage: Eukaryota; Metazoa; Chordata; Amphibia; Anura; Ranidae.